Medicago truncatula (barrel medic) is the source of this 1037-nucleotide messenger RNA. RefSeq lists its product as uncharacterized. The record is from RefSeq and is a predicted model, not a curated record. NCBI's taxonomy places the organism in Eukaryota, Viridiplantae, Streptophyta, Magnoliopsida, Fabales, Fabaceae. The coding region runs from base 176 to 718 and encodes 180 amino acids. The transcript has 3 exons.
UAUACACGCAGGUAUUCAAGAAUCAAAGAACAAAUACAGCCAAAACGGAGUGAGUUUGUAAGAAGAAGAAGAAAUCGUAUUCAAAAUCAUAAGGUUCGUUCAACAUCAAUUUACAAACAGAGUCUCUCUCAGGUGGAGUUUUGAAGUGUGGUAUUAAUAACUAGACUUUGCAACAAUGGUUUUGAUAAGCGGGAAUAACAAAAGUGUGUUACAGCAAGCAAAUGAUGGAAGGGCAAAAGCACAAGGUGUUACAGUGCACCAGAAUUCACAUCAACAAGGAAAUAAAAGCGUUGAGAGCGUACGCACCCAGAAUUUGCCCAACACAGUGUUGGCCAAAGGAAUGACAACAUUGGAUGAAUUUAAAUACGGGUUUCCGUCCGAAAGCUUAUCGACUAUUUCAAAUAAAUGGUGGGGAUGGGGUGAUUCUGACGAUCGUACUGACACAAACCAAGAUGGAGGCAAGAGUCAACCAGAAGAAAGCGGAGGAGAGGCAGAAAAGAAGGAACGUGAAACAGGAAAAGCUGAAAGUAGUGAAGAAACUCGUCAUGGUUUAUCUUUGUUGAGAUCUGUGAGGAAAAGAGCUGUAGAAGAAGGAAGAGAAACAUUUAACUUAGGUGUUUUUCGAGGCUUUGGUGUAAACAAGCUAGCCAAAAGGGAGAAAAUAUUGCUCCAUCAAAUAUUUGGAUCUUCAUUGCCAAAAUCAUGGAUGGAUGCAUGACUUGUUAUUUAGGGUUUAGAUUUGGUGCCAUAAGCUGUCCGCUCUUUGGUAAACGGUCGAGAUCGUUACUGUGUGAAAACCGGAAUCUGGAUCUUGUAAUAUCAUUCUGCAUGGCUUCUUACACUGAUUUCUGCAUUGAGUACUUAAGCAACAACUUCAUGUGAGAGUUUCUUUUUCUUUCUUUUAUGAAUGUUGUAGUUUUAAUCUCAGGUAGUUUCUUUGGGCUGGUGUUUGGAACUAAUGGAAUGUGACACUUUUAUUCUUAUAUCACUUCCUGAUAUCUUAAAUAAGACUUAAUCAAAAUUAGUUUAGUUAUUAA